Exserohilum turcica Et28A is the source of this 957-nucleotide messenger RNA. RefSeq names its product glycoside hydrolase family 43 protein. Bases 1 to 957 code for a protein of 318 amino acids. Gene Ontology annotation, molecular function: arabinan endo-1,5-alpha-L-arabinosidase activity. Lineage: Eukaryota; Fungi; Ascomycota; Dothideomycetes; Pleosporales; Pleosporaceae. Gene Ontology annotation, biological process: carbohydrate metabolic process. The record is from RefSeq and is a predicted model, not a curated record. The transcript has a single exon.
AUGCGCUACUCUCUCGUGACUUGCCUGCUUUCCGCAGCAACAGCUGUAUCGGGCUAUGCCUACCCUAUGGCGUGUACCGGCGUCUGUAACAAUGCUCACGACCCAGCCCUGAUCCGCCGCGCCGAUGGUACAUACUUCCGUUUCUCGACUGGCGGUAAGAUUGCGGUCCACACUGCGCCCUCAAUCACCGGACCUUGGACCUACAAGGGCGCUGCUAUACCGGCCGGGUCCAAGAUCAACUUGCCUGGCAGAAACGACCUGUGGGCUCCCGAUGUCACGCUCGUGGGCGACACGUACUACCUCUACUACUCCGUGUCUACCUUUGGCAAACAGGAAUCAACCAUCGGAGUGGCCACUAGCAAAGACCUCGACAGCUGGACCGACCACGGCAGCACGGGGAUCCAUUCCAGUGCCGACAAGAAAUACAACGCCAUCGAUGGAGCGCUUUACUGGGAUGGUACCAAAUUCGUCAUGACGUUUGGAUCCUUCUGGGGCGACAUUUUCUCGGUCCACAUGGCCAACCCGCCGUUCAAGGCUACGUCGUCGACCUCGAACAUUGCCUUUAAGCCUGAAGGUACCCAUGCGCAGGAAGCCCCUUACAUUGCCAAGAACGGCAACUACCACUACCUCUUCUUCUCCGUCGGCCAGUGCUGUGCCUUUGACAGUAAGAUAUCGGCCCCUGGCCAAGAGUACAAGAUCCAGGUGUGCAGGUCCACCAGCGCCACUGGUGGGUUUGUCGACAAGAACGGCGUCGACUGCACCCGCGGCGGUGGCACUACCGUCUUGGAGUCUCAUGGCUGGGUCUAUGGGCCUGGUGGCCAGGGUGUCUACUACGAUCCUCAGCUAGGCCCUGUGCUGUAUUACCACUACGUCGACACCCGCAUUGGCUUUGCUGAUAGCCAGAAGCAAUUCGGUGUUAAUAGGCUCCACUUUUCAGACGGGUGGCCUACAGUCUAA